Messenger RNA from Punica granatum (pomegranate), 1872 nucleotides. Lineage: Eukaryota; Viridiplantae; Streptophyta; Magnoliopsida; Myrtales; Lythraceae. The record is from RefSeq and is a predicted model, not a curated record.
UUCGUUCGGUUAUCGGCCCGGUCUGGUGAUAACCCCCUACGGUAUAAAAUGCUUUCAUAUCUUCAUUCUCUUCUUCGUCCUUUCUCCUCUCCUUCAACUCCAUGGCUUCGACUUUAAACAUUGUAAGAUCAAUCUUCCUAGUCUCUGCAAUACUCCUCUCAACAACCAAUGCUCUCGCGGAUACUUCUUCGACUUCGAAUUCCCUCAAUGCCCACCUCGCAGCAAUCAAAUCUAUUUGCAAAGAAACGCCUUACCCCGAUCUGUGCAUCGAAUCGCUGAAGCUCUCCAUCUCCAUCAACAUUACCCCGAACAUCCUCACCUUCCUCCUCCAUACCCUCGAGGCCGCCAUCUCCGAAGCCACGAAGCUCAACACGCUCCUCUUCGACAUCUUCCUUGGCCACUCAAAACUUAACAUCAUUGAACACCAGAAGGGAACCCUCCAAGACUGCAAGGAUCUCCACCAAGUCACCGUUUCCUCCUUGCAAAGAUCGGUCUCCCAGUCCUGGCUUGGAGAUUCCCGGAAAUUACCGAACGCAUGGGCCUAUCUCAGCGCAGCGCUUACGAACAAGGCGACAUGCCUCGAGGAGCUGAGCUCUGCCUCAGGGCCCGCGAAGCCCAUCCUGGUGAAUUCCGUCCUUAGCACCUACAAGCACGUGAGCAACUCCCUCGCGAUUCUGGCUGGACAGGUGGCCAAGAAGCCAUCCCGGGCGGGCCGGAAGCUGACUAGCUUCCCAGAAUGGGUCUCCGAGAAUGCCAGGCGUGUGCUGGAGGACGACGAGUACGAUCCAAGCGAGGUGAUCACUGUGGCAGCAGAUGGAACCGGGAACUUCACCAGGGUGAGUGACGCGAUAAAUUUUGCGCCGAAUAACAGCUACGACAGGACUAUAAUCUACGUGAAGGAAGGUGUAUAUACGGAGAAUGUAGAGAUCCCAAGCUAUAAGAUGAACAUUGUUCUGCUCGGGGAUGGUGCCGAUGUUACUGUGAUUACUGGGAACAGGAGUGUUGCUGAUGGCUGGACUACCUUUAGAUCUGCCACUGUUGCGGUAUCAGGAGAAGGUUUCCUGGCACGGGAUAUUGCCUUCGAGAACACAGCAGGGCCUGCGAAGCACCAGGCGGUGGCGCUGCGCGUGAAUGCGGACUUCUCGGCCUUCUACAGGUGCUCUAUGAGUGCCUAUCAGGACACCCUGUAUGUUCACUCAUUUAGGCAGUUUUACAGGGAGUGUGACAUCUCGGGAACUAUCGACUACAUCUUUGGGAAUGCGGCGGCCGUUUUCCAGGGCUGCAAUAUAAUCUCGAGAAUGCCAAUGCCAGGCCAGUUCACAGUCAUCACUGCCCAGUCCAGAGAAACUCCGGACCAGAACACGGGGAUCUCCAUCCAGAACUGCUCAAUUCUGGCCAUGGAGGACCUGGUCUCGAAUUCCGGCAGUGUAAACAGCUAUCUGGGCAGGCCCUGGAGAAACUACUCUAGGACUGUCGUAAUGGAGUCCUACAUUGAUGGGUUCAUUGACCCCAGUGGUUGGACCCGAUGGUCGGGAGACGAGGGGCUGGACACACUCUACUACGGCGAAUACGAGAAUUAUGGUCCGGGCUCCAGCGCUGACAACCGAGUCACUUGGCCUGGAUACCACGUCCUGGACUACUACGAGGCAUACAAUUUCACGGUCUCGGAGUUUAUUACCAGCGAGGAGUGGCUCGAAUCAACUUCAUUUCCUUACGAUGACGGAAUUUGACAUUUCGUGAUUAGGCUUCAUGUCAAUACUUAAAAAGUUUAUACGAGAUGGCAUCAUUUAGGGUAUAUCUAUCACUUCAGUGUUUGUGACGAGAAGUCAUUAAGGUUCCCUUUUCAAGUUACAAGUUAUUGAAUUUCCAUUA